This is a messenger RNA of Bombyx mandarina (wild silkworm), 1350 nucleotides long. RefSeq names its product paralytic peptide binding protein 2 (gene Ppbp2). The record is from RefSeq and is a predicted model, not a curated record. Gene Ontology annotation, cellular component: extracellular region. NCBI's taxonomy places the organism in Eukaryota, Metazoa, Arthropoda, Insecta, Lepidoptera, Bombycidae.
AUGCAGCCGACAUACGACUCUACGACACACUGUCCACCGAUAAUGAGCGCAGGACGACACGAGAUGGAUCCACACGACGACUGGAAGUCUGCCGAGCGCCCCAACUACUUGACCAACGUGGACCUGGAGUAUCCGUACUCAGAGCUGCCGUACAUAGCGCAGUACAAGCUGCUCAAGCUCCCCUUCACUGGAGAGCUGAUCGAGCAUGUCGACUACUGGGGCGAGGGGAGUAUCGUCAACGGGGGACUGUAUUCGGGCUUCCGCAACUGCUACAACGUAAACCGACAGUACCAAGAGGUCAGCAACGGGCCGGACAAGGAUCGCAAGAUCCCCAACAGAAUCCCGGUGCGCGACGAGAACGACUGCGACACCCGGGCUUACAUCAAGGAUGACUCGGUCAAAAUAGUGACGCUCAUGAGCGCGCCCAUCAUUCCGAACAGCGCCAGAGACAUUACGAGAAUCGUUAACGAGCGCGUCGGCAUGGUCGUCAUCUACGGAAUGCCAGUAGAGUCCCAGGGUAUUAAGCUCCUGGCUGCCGAGCUGAAGAACAAGCUUCUGCUAUACUGUCCGGACUACGAGCUGCCCGAUUACUUACAGGAACCGACAAUGAUGGACUCGCACGUGGCUUUCCUCAACAAGCAACUUCUUAUGGAUCUGCUGUUCAAGUACGUGUCGACCGGGGACUACGACAAGGCGGUGACUAUCACGAAGUCCUUGGAACAUGAUAACGUCGGUUUUAUGAUCGAAGAGCUGAUCGACAGACUCUUGCGGGCACGAGAACCUAACGUGUUCGCAUACGCGGACAAGUUGUGGUCCGCCGGACACCACGAUAUAGUCAAUGACUUUUUCCCUUCGGAAGUAAAAUUGAUCACCAAGCAAGAAAGGGUGAAAAUCAUCGGAAGAUAUUACGAUCAAGCUCUGAAGCUGGACGCCAAUGUCGACUCGUACAACGACCGCCUGGCCUGGGGCGACAGCAAGGACAAGACUAGUCACAGAGUGAGCUGGAAGCUUAUCCCGGUAUGGGAGAAUAACAAGCUGCUGUAUAAAAUAAUGAACACUGAACAUACUAUGUACCUGAAGCUGGACGUGAACGUAGACGGGUACGGAGACAGGAAAGCGUGGGGCUCCAACAACUCGAACGAGAAGCGCCACCUGUGGAAGCUGACGCCUCUGACGCCUGUAGUGCUGGAGACCGGCAACGUCUUACUCAUAGAGAACCACGAGUACGGGCAGAGUCUGAAGCUGGACGCGCACGUGGACAGCUACGGCGACCGCCUGCUCUGGGGAAACAACGGAAACGUCGAUGGUAACCCUGGCUACUUCGGCUGGGUCAUCAACGCGUGGCCGUAG